Impatiens glandulifera is the source of this 2234-nucleotide messenger RNA. RefSeq names its product probable RNA-binding protein ARP1. The transcript has 8 exons. The record is from RefSeq and is a predicted model, not a curated record. Gene Ontology annotation, molecular function: RNA binding. Bases 593 to 1633 code for a protein of 346 amino acids. NCBI's taxonomy places the organism in Eukaryota, Viridiplantae, Streptophyta, Magnoliopsida, Ericales, Balsaminaceae.
CCCCUUUCCUUAAGCCAAUGUCAUUUUCUUCUCUUUCUCUCUCUCUUGUUAAUCUCCGUUUUCCAGUUUCAAUUUCGGAAUUCAGAACCCAAAAUCUUUCCUUUGGAUGAAUGAAUCUUCUUCUAUGUAAAGUUGUAUAUUGAAGUUUCCACUUUUUUUUUUCCGUUUUUCCCGCAAAAUCCUUUCAUGCUCCGUUGUGUAUAGCUAGCUAAGCUAAGCUAAUCGGGGUGUGUCUUCUCUUCCCUUUUUGACUUGCGUACUUUUUUUCAACACAGUUCUUCUAGGGUUUUAUGAUUUUUCUCUUCUCUUCUCUUUCCGUAGUUAGUCGCUUUAAUCAUGGGGGGAUGUGAUCGUGAAAGUCUGUUGCCUCGAUCACUCUGCUUCUAGAUCACUUUUAUUUCAAAAACAAGGCCAAACUUUUCCCCUUUCCUUGGAAUCCGAUGAUUCUCACUUUUAACUUAUCUUCCUCAUCAUGAUCGUCGUCAGACUCUUCUAGGGUUUUUCUUCUGAAUCCGCCUUCUUCUCUCUACCCUUUAAUUUCCACGACUGAAGUUUCUUAACCCUUCUUCUUCUGCUGCUGCUUCUUCUUCUUAUGGCUUAUCAACAGUCACCUAUUCCUGGUCCGAGUUCUGGAUCGAGUUCGAGUUCAGGGCUUCAGUAUUUGAACUCUCCGUUUGGAGAUACGACCUACACCAAGGUCUUUGUUGGAGGACUCGCGUGGGAGACGCAGAGCGAGACGAUGCAUCGUUAUUUCGAACAGUUCGGUGAGAUUCUGGAGGCGGUUGUCAUCACCGAUAAGAACACCGGCCGAUCUAAAGGCUAUGGUUUUGUGACUUUCCGAGACCCGGAAUCUGCUAGAAGAGCUUGUGUUGAUGCAGCUCCAAUUAUUGAUGGUAGACGAGCCAAUUGCAAUCUUGCUUCUCUUGGGAGACCCAGACCUACCUUGAAUUUCGGAAGACCUAGAUUUUCAAGUCCUUAUAAUUUGGGAAGGGCGCCAGCAGGUGUUAGAGGAGGAGGAGGUGGGGGCUUUGUCAGAGGUUUAGGUUAUCAGCAGCAACAACAACCAGUUUCAUUUAGCAGCAACUAUCAACAAGGAUUGAAUAUGUAUCAUCCUCCCUAUGGUUAUGGCUAUGGCUAUGGGUAUGCAGCUUAUAAUCCUGAAUACAUCUAUCCACAGGGUGGUGGUGGCAGUUACAGCAGCAGCAACAACAACAGCCCUUACAUAGGGGUGGGGGCAGGGGGUCAACAACAGUAUGUACAGAUGAUAUAUGGGUUGGGGGGAGCAGUUAACCAGCCAUCAUCAAUCUACACUUAUAAUAAUAAUAAUAAUAACCAAAGUAUUAUUCCUGGUGGUGGUGGUCAAGGGUAUUAUAAUACAGUUCAAGGUUAUAGCAUUCCUCCUCCUCACCAGGUUUUGCAAUAUGGAGUAGGAGGAACAAGUCUUAAUGCUUCAUCAUCAUUGGUACCAACACCCUAUCAUCAUCCCACAGCAGCAGCUGCAGGUAUCCUCCCAGCACAAGUGCAAUUGAUGGUCCCUCCUCCUCCUAGUCAUCAUUCUCCCAGUACUCAGUUCGUUCAACAACAAGCUAACAACAACACUUCUGACAAGAACAGCAGCAGCAGCGACGGGUGAGAACUCUCUUAUCGUGGUGGGGACUGAUUGCAGCAGUAGCAGCAGCAGCAGGACUAAGAUUUAUCAGGGUACUGCUACUACUACUAGCACACUCUUCUCUUGAGUGGCUGGCUGACUGGCAUGCUCUGAUAUUUAUUUAGCCUUGCAACUAAAAUUCACUUUGCUUUCUAAAGGAAUAAAAGAUUAUAUAUAUAUAUAUUAUAUAGGGGAAGUCUCGAGGGAAGAUGUGAGGAUGAUAUGGCUCUCUCCUUUCGGUUCCUUCAUUAUUACCACCACCAUUAUUACCAUUCAUAUCUAUUCUGUGUAUAGUUUCCAAGUGUCAUGGCUAAUUGAUCUUCAUCAUUGUCGUGUUGUCGUCCUCAUAGUGAAAUGGGUGAAGGGAUAGGUUCCCAGCUACCCACAUUAGGAAUAAUAAGAAGGUAAGUUUUAUGUAUGUAUGUAAAUAGGAAUGGAUGGAGGAACAUUUGAUUCUUUCAGGAAUGGUAACUGGUAUCUGUAGAUAAAUUUGUAAUCCAGUUUAUCAUGUCCUUCCUUCUCUCAUGUCAUUUGUACAUAUAAUAAUAACAUCAACACUUUUCAGUUAAUUCUGUCAUUUGGGUGA